AAACAUUACAGCUGUGACUUUUAGACAGAAUCUCACAUCCCUUCAUGAGUUCUUAACUAUUUUCAGGACAUCAUGCAUUUAGUUAUGUAUUUCACCAAGAACUGAACUAUGAAUUUCUCUGCUAUAUACGUAUUUUGUGAUUUUGAACGGGACUUUUAUUUUGGUCUGGUGAUGAGACGUCAGAAGGCUGCGCCGCGCUCGCGCGUCUGUUGUGAUUCGGCUGAAGAAAGGCCAAAGUCCGUUCACUGACUACACUUGACACUGUUAUAAAGAUGGCUUUUAUUAAAGAGGAGAGUGAAGACAUAAGGAUUGACGAAACAUUCAGAGUCAAACAGGAAGAAAUAGAGGAACAAACAGGCUUGAUGUCACUGAAAAAGGAGAGUCAAGAACUCGAUGAAAAGGAAGGUGAAGAUCAGUAUGAAAAACAUGAUUUCAAAAUUGGAGAAAAAUCAUUUAGUUGCUCACAGACUGAAAAGAGAAAAAAAAGAGCUUAUAAGACAAAAAAUAGAAGUCAACUCACCUGCCAACAGUGUGGAAAAAGUUUCAAAAGAUUUGGAAACCUUACUUCCCACAUGAGAAUUCACACUGGAGAAAAGCCUUACACAUGUUCUCAAUGUGGAAUAAGUUUUGCUCUUAAAGAAACUCUUAGAAUGCACAUGAGAAUUCACACUGGAGAGAAGCCUUAUACCUGCAAACUGUGUGGAACGAGCUUCAAUCGAAAAACAAGCCUUAAAAACCACAUGAGAAUUCAUACUGGAGAGAAGCCUUACACAUGCUCUCAAUGUAAAAGGAGUUUUGCACAUAAACAAAACUUUGAUGUCCACAUGAGAAUUCACUCUGGGGAGAAACCUUACAUAUGCAAACAGUGUGGAAAGAGAUUCAUUCGUAACUCCAAUCUUAAAAACCACAUGAGAAUUCACAGUGGAGAGAAACCUUACGCCUGUACUCAAUGUGGAAAAAGUUUUACAUAUAAACAACACCUUAAUGUCCACAUGAGAAUUCAUACUGGAGAGAAACCUUUCACCUGCCAACAAUGUGGAAAGAGUUUUACUGAACAAGCAAACCUAAAUGUUCACAUGAGAAUUCACACUGGAGAAAGCCCUUUCACCUGCCAACAGUGUGGGAAGUGUUUCACUCAAAAAGGAAACCUUAAAAAACACAUGAACAUUCACACUGGAGAAAGUGUUCAAACACAGAAAAACUGCUGAAGCGACUGAGAUCCACGCGACACACUGUUAUAAAGAUGGCGUUUAUUAAAGAGGAGAGUGAAGACCUGAAGAUUGAAGAAACAUUCAGAGUCAAACAUGAAGAUACUGAGACACAAACAAGUAAGUAUUUGUGUAUCUUAAUCAUUUAUUUCCAUAUACAAGCAACAUAAUUUAAAUUACAUCAGUUUUACAAAGAGCAGAUUAACAAAGCAUGAAUAACAUGAUAUCCACCUUAUGGCGCUUUUCCAUUGCAUGGUACGGAUUGGUACGCCUCACUUUUAGGGGGUUUUCUACUGUGUACAUUACCUAGUACCUGGUACUUUUUUAGUACCACCCGUACUGAUACAAAAAUGUGACGUGUAAAGAUCACUGAUUGGUCAAGAGAGAAUUGUCACAGCCUUGCUUUAAACCAGGGCUCACAGAGUGGUUUAAACCACUUGUGGGUAACAGAGUGGGACAAGGUAGGUCGCACAAAGUCAAUUGGCUGCAGCUAAAUUUGCGUUUCACUGAUGCACACACUCACACAGUUCAGUCUAGGGCUGCACAAUAUAGGGCGGCAUUUACAUGGCUCUCUGGAACAACGUCGCGCAACCCCAUCAUUUCACCAACAAAGAGAAGUUAUCAGAAAUCUAAUCAGAAAUAAAUCACUGGAACUAAUGCGAUCAUGAUAAAAGCGGCCGUGUCAUUGCAUGUUUUACUGUUUGCUUAAAUAUUUAAAGCCAAAGCAUCGAUGUUUUACAACAAUAAGUGCUACAUUGAAUAAUUAUUUUGUGUCAGGAUAGAUAAUUAAUUAGUCACAGAAAUGAAGUGAUAUUUACCAUUAUUUCACAAAAGAAAGAGACACGCAUAGCUACUUCAGUCGCGUCUGUUUCUGUAGUCACAGUUUAGGUCUACAUGACAUUUAGAAAGAAUGGUCAUUUCUUAUAAUUUUUCCAUCAAAAAUACAACCAUGAGUAGCUUUAGAACUCUCUCCAGUCCCAAUAUAUUAUGUUUUCAGUCAGAAGAACAAAGGGAGCUUCGAACAAAAACUUGUUUAUGAUUUAAUGACAUAUGCUGGAGCUAAAUAUGAACAUCAGGUAUAAAGAGAGAUUAUUGAAUGAUAUUGUAAUAGCUAUUAUAUAGGGGUAGUUGUAACCUGAAGGUUGCUGGUUCGAUUCUCGCACCGGCAGGAAUUGAAGGUGGGAAUUGUGAAUAAACAGCACUCUCUCCACCUUCGAUACCAUGACUAAGGGGCCCUUGAGCAAGGCACCGAACCCCUAAUUGCUCCCCGGGUGCUGGAGCAAGGCUGCCCACUGCUCCGGGGGUGUGUGGGUGUGUGUGUGUGUAAGAAAUUGUAUUCACACUCAUGCUCCUAAAUACAUUUUCCAGUUUGUACACAUCUAUUUUUAGUUGCAAAUGCAAUUGAAAUGCUCUUAUAACACACAAAAAGAAGUCAUUAUGAAAGAUUCAUUGUGCAUAUAUUUAUUGUGUUAUAACAGCGCUUUGCGAGAUUGUGAUGAACUGAGAUGUCAGCUUUACUGAUUAUAAAGGGAGGGCUCUUUGCUCGUAUUUUGUCAUUCCAAACCAUGCAUGCAGCAGCCCAUGCUUGCUUAAUAUAUGCUUAAAUAACAAAUAUUUUAUCUGGAGUGUUAAUGCAGGGAUGUUGUGGAACUUACGGGAUGUUACAGAACUUAAUAUUUCAUGUAAAUUUCAUAGAUGUACUGAAAAAAAUCUAUAUAGGCUACUUUUAUGAGGGCUUUUGUGGGUGGGAGCAGGAUAAAAAAUAUGAAUGUUGCAGGUGGGAGCAGGACAAGAUAACUUUUCUUUCCGUCCCACACAGGUUUUUAUUGUACAGUUCAAAUGUGUUCUGACCUGUAGGGCUGCCCCCAGUAGUAGACCAAAUGUUAGUCAAUGAGAAGAGGCUGACCAAAUUGUAAUUAGUCGGUUAGUCACAGAAAGAAAAAAAACUUCACUGGAAAUGGCAAAGUGGCAGUCUGUGAGACACCCAAACCAUCUCCAUAUAAGGGCUUUCCACAUUAUUAGUCUGAGAGAUGUCUUUUGUGGUUUCAGUUUUUCCUACAUUUGUUUGUAAAUUUAGAAGAAACUGUAGUAUAUAAACUAAAAAAAUAAUUUGUUUGCAGGGUUCCCACGGGGCCUUGAAAUCCUUGAAAGUUUGUGAAUCUGAUAAGAAAGUUUUUGAAAAUAAACAAACAUAGAUACAGGUCCUUGAAAAUUCCAUAUUAUUCCCUCCGGUCCGCUAAUGUGUUAUUUCGCCAACACUUUGUGCACACUAGCUUGUUUGAUUUACGUUGCACAUUUAUGCGUUACGUUAAGUGUUUCCUAUGUGAGGUACUUUGUGUUGUUUGUUGCUAUGACGUUCACACACACCCGAAACUACUAAGAUGGUACCUCAACAUUUCACAGACACACCGUGAAACAUUGCAAAAAUAGGCUGAAACGUGAUGACUGGAAAAUGCAAGUUUCAAGAUAUUUGGCUCACCAAAGAAGAUUACAAAGAAUGGCUUGCCAGAGAUCCAAAGGAUGUAAUGUUGAAUUGCUUUGCUUGUUAAGAUAAUGUAAAGCCACGAGGCAAGAAAAACUUAAAAGCAUAUUCAUAUAUCUUAAAACUUCUGGUUACAUGAGCCUAAGCUCUUUUCAAUAAAAUCCAUGCAAAAGUUAAUAUCAGAUCAUUUUAGAAUACAGUGUAGUAUGUACCAAAUAUUAUUCAAUUUUAUGCAGAACAGAAAUACGACAAAUAUCAGAUUUCUGUCAUAUGGCCAAAAAUAAAUGCAAAAAAAAAAAAAAAUUGCUUUUUUGCAUAGCUGUGUUUGACACAUGAAAACUGUAACAAUGUAUCUUACAAGAUGAGGCGAUGUAAUCUUUGCUCUCACUUGAAAUGUGUCCCCACAUUAAGUCCUUGAAUUUGAGGGUAUUGGACCUGGAAAGUCCUUGAAAGGUCCUUGAAUUUGAAGUUAACCAAGGUGUGGAAACCCUGUGUUUGUGAAAAUGUUUGUACCCUGAUUUCACACAAGUUUGCAAGUACUUUUGUUAAUCAAAUGAAACCCAGUGUCUUUCAAGGGAAACAUAGCAAGCAUAAAAAGCAGAAGACCUAAUACUGAGCCCUGUGGCACUCCAUAUAUGUGUUUGAUGAGAUGUUUCUACAUUUACACAAGCAAAGUGGUAGCGGUCAGUUAUAUGAGACAUAAACCAUGCUAAUUAUUGUCCACAAAUGCCAAAAUAAUUCCAGCACAGAUUCUAAUGAAAAUGGAAAGUUUGAGAUCUGUCUAUAACUGACCAGUUCUCCUGUGUCAUGCUUUUUCAUAAGGGGUUUGAUAACUGCCAGCUUAUUUGGGACAUUUCCUAAAGAAAGCAAAGAUUAUAGGCAACAUCCUUUUAAGUAGCUUAAUGAGUAGUAUUUAGUAUACACAUUGUUGGUUUUGCUGGUACAUGUCUAAAUGUAUUAAUGUCUGUUGCUUUGUGGAGUUAACUUGUAUUGGUCUUUUUUUUUUUUG
Onychostoma macrolepis is the source of this 4699-nucleotide messenger RNA. Its product is annotated as gastrula zinc finger protein XlCGF8.2DB-like. NCBI's taxonomy places the organism in Eukaryota, Metazoa, Chordata, Actinopteri, Cypriniformes, Cyprinidae. The record is from RefSeq and is a predicted model, not a curated record. Bases 273 to 1208 code for a protein of 311 amino acids. Gene Ontology annotation, biological process: regulation of transcription by RNA polymerase II. Gene Ontology annotation, cellular component: nucleus. The transcript has 4 exons. Gene Ontology annotation, molecular function: RNA polymerase II cis-regulatory region sequence-specific DNA binding; DNA-binding transcription factor activity, RNA polymerase II-specific.